GUGCCAAAUCGCUUAGCGGGAAUCGAGGGAGGUGACCGAUGGUGUGAGGUGAGGUGAGCCCUGAUUUGCGAACAUGUCCAAUCCCGUAUUUGUAAAAUGGAAAAAAUGCUCGUUACUUGUAACGUCGAUUGUUCUCGCAAUGUUAGCUAUAACUUCGCCCAUCGAAGCGCUCACAGUAGAUGAGUACCUCGCCGCACCGAUAUCGACAGAGGAAGUGGAGCUGGAAGGGCAAGCCCUUGUAGAUCACAUCAAUGCUCACCAGAGUUUUUUCCGAGCCAAGUAUUCGCCAGAUGCUGAAAAGAACACCAGGUCUCGUGCUAUGGAUGUAAAAUAUUUGGUCAGGGCCAAUGAAGAUAAUAUAUUGAACAGCGUGCUAUCCGAUGCUGAGCUCCCCAAAGAAUUUGAUGCCCGGAAACAUUGGCCACAGUGUCCAUCUAUUGGGACAAUUCGCGAUCAGAGUCGAUGUGCUUCUUGCUGGGCUGUAGCAAUAACGUCAGUAAUGACAGAUCGUCUCUGCAUUCAAUCAAACGGCACCAAGCAGGUGUUCCUCUCCGAUGCGGACUUAAUGGCAUGUUGUACUACAUGUGGCAAUCCAGAUGGCACUGGAGGAGGAUGUUACGGGGGAUACAUAGCAAAAGGUUUCAACUAUUUGAAAGAGUCGGGUGUGCCAAGUGGAGGGCUCUAUCACGACAGGUCUUGCUGCAAGCCGUAUCCGCUCUAUCCUUGUGGUUCUGAAAAGUUUUUCUUCGAACCAUGUCCAGAUAAAUUUCUAACGCCCAAAUGCAGAAGCAGAUGCCAGUUCAAAUACGGCGUCGAAUACGAAAAGGAUAAGCUUUACGCACAAACGCAUUAUACCGUUCCAAAUAACGAGACGCUCAUCAUGAAGGAAAUAAUGACCAACGGACCUGUAGUGGCCGCAUUCGAGCUGUACAAAGACUUCUCAUGGUACACCGAUGGCGUUUACGUCCAUAAGAGUGCCGAUGUGUCUGAGAUGGGGCAUGCAGUAAAGCUCAUCGGCUGGGGAGAAGAGAACGGCGUAGCCUACUGGUUGGCUGCCAAUAGUUACAACACCUAUUGGGGAGAAAAAGGCUUUUUCCGUAUUCUUCGUGGGGUCAACCACAUCAAAAUCGAGGAAUAUAUAGAAGCAGGAACAAUGAAACUUUGAUGUCGUUAAGUUGUCACAAGGAUUUAUAAUUCAAACGAUGCUGUUAUUUUGUUUAAACAGCCAUAGAAAGAUAUAUUCUGUUUUCACAGACGCAGU
This is a messenger RNA of Cylicocyclus nassatus, 1261 nucleotides long. The record is from the annotation of a GenBank genome assembly. Lineage: Eukaryota; Metazoa; Nematoda; Chromadorea; Rhabditida; Strongylidae.